AUGGAAUCAUCACGCGGUUCUGCACUAUGCCCUUCCGAUGCCUCUAGCAUCUCAGCCGCUUCUGAAGGAGCAGUACCAUACAAAGAAGGUAGCGAGGAGAUCAAGCGUUCGAUAUUGAAAAUGAAAGAAAAAAUUACCAGAGGCCGUUUUCAUGAAGUACUACUUCAUGAUGAUCAGGCGCCGGCACAUGAAGUACAUGAUCAUCAUGUGGGAUCGAGUUCUACUUCUCGUCACGUGAUCUUGCUCGAUUUGAAGCAUUCCAGUACUACCGAUGAUUCCAAUGACGUCCAUACUGACACUACUCCGAAGAAGGAACUCAAUCUUUUCGGCUCCGUGAACGCUGGAACUUCUUCUUCUCAGGUCGCAGCCAACGAGCCCACGUCUGAUGGAAAGCGAUCAGAGGCGGCUAGGGUUUUUUCAUGCAACUUCUGCAAGAGGGAGUUCUCCACGUCCCAAGCCUUGGGCGGGCAUCAAAAUGCGCAUAAACAAGAGCGUGCAUUGGCUAAACGACGUCAAGGGAUGGAUGUGGGCCAUAUUCUGGGACACCAACAAUACUUUCCUUACUACUAUCCCUAUUCAAGCAGUACUAUUUCUGCACACUCUCUCUAUGGAUCUUUGAACAGAUUAUCAUCAUCUACUAGUAUUGGUGUUCGAAUGGAGUCCAUGAUUCACAAACCUUCAAGCUUCCCAUGGUCCUCCUCCUCCUCCUCCUCAUCAUCAUCAUCUGGGCAUCGAUCUUUUGAUCACCAUGGUGGCUGGACGACAAGGCCGCAGGCAAUAAUGAACUCACAGCCAUAUUCUCUUGAUAGGCUAAAGCUGGAAGGUUUUCAGGCACAUAAUGGUGCAUUUGCACUUCCUGCUGCUGCAGGAACUUCUUCAAGAUUUGAGGAAAGUGGUGCACUUGGCAAUCUUAAUGGUGGGUCGUCUAGUACUAGAUCAACCAAUAUUAAUAUCAUUGCCACUUCAAACAAUGUCAAUGAGAUCAGGCCAAGUACUAGUAAUGGCCGUGACUGCCUCCGGCGAGACGAGAAAACCGAUCAUCGUGACUCUCAGGGACUUGAUUUGUCACUAAAGCUUUAA
Molecule: messenger RNA, 1080 nt
Organism: Juglans regia (Persian walnut)
Lineage: Eukaryota; Viridiplantae; Streptophyta; Magnoliopsida; Fagales; Juglandaceae
Product: zinc finger protein 3-like
Exons: 1
Coding region: 1-1080 (359 amino acids)
Biological process (GO): negative regulation of abscisic acid-activated signaling pathway
Source: RefSeq, a predicted model, not a curated record